Penicillium mononematosum is the source of this 1998-nucleotide messenger RNA. RefSeq lists its product as uncharacterized. The transcript is spliced from 6 exons. The record is from RefSeq and is a predicted model, not a curated record. Lineage: Eukaryota; Fungi; Ascomycota; Eurotiomycetes; Eurotiales; Aspergillaceae. The coding region runs from base 1 to 1998 and encodes 665 amino acids.
AUGUCGAAACAGAAGAGGAACGGUAUCCUAGGUGGGCCAACUGUAUCUGCUUGGAGGUGUAACUUGGCGGCCCUCUCGCAACGUCGAAAUUUACUUUUUACGGCUCACGUCGAAGACAUUUACGUAUGGAUCCCCCGCGGACCUCACCAGCUCCUUGGCUCCCGACCUGAGAUGAUCAUUCACCCUGUGAUGAAGCAACCAAAUGCGCCUGGAUACAUCGAUCCUUCUAGGCCCCAUACAAUCAACCAUAUCCUUGUGGAUGAUUUGGGAGUCGAUGAGGUUUUGCUGUUAGCGACAGACUCUGGCAACGUCACCGGCUACAAUGUUGAGGCUAUUUUCUCGGCAAUUAAUAGGAGCGCGCAAUAUGGAGGCGCGCGACCAUUUGAUGCACAUGAAGUAAAACCUUUCUUCGCUGAGAAUGUUCACUUGAGUGCCUGGGGCUUGGCCACCCACAAAUUUGCUCGGUUGAUUGCUGUGAGUGCGAACACGGGUGUCAUCACAGUCUUUGCCUUCGCAUUGGUGGAUUCUGUGUCGGAGCAUGACGGUAGCAGUCCCGGUUCCCCUGAUACCUCAAGCAUGGGAGGCUGUGAUGUAUUGGAAAACACAUGGGUAUCAAUCGACAGUGCACUGUCAAUGGAGGAGCUGAAAAAGGACAUACCCAAUCAUCGAAAACGCAAUCUGCGGCUCACCUAUAAGGGUCAUUUUGACAACAUCCCAUGCGUGUCAUUUGCCAACUUUGAGCUGGACCCCAAUGCUCUGUGGAUGGUCAGCACCGAUAUCCUCAACCGAGUCUUUGUAUGGAGAGUCUGGGACAGCUUAACUCCGGUCAAAUCGACUAGUUAUGAUUGUGCAAGGGGUGGCCGAGAGCAAAGGGGCUGGUUUGUCUUGCCUCUACACCCUCGCAGGGUUCAGCAGCACCACUUCAAAUCUGAUGCCUGUGGAUGCGAACCAAAACCAAAGAUGAUAAAUGGUCGGAUGGUCUUUGAUGUGACGGAAGCGGCUGAUCAUGUCGAAGCUAGAUCCGACCUCGUUUCUCAGCAAGUCACUGCUGAGGAAUAUGUAACAAUUUCGAGCUUUACUCUACCAGACGAUAUCUUCCCCUUGACGGUUCUGUUCAUACUGGAUCCCAAUCGCAACCAUCGAGCUCAGAGCAUGGUCAUACUACUUCAGAAGCCUCCCAAACUGCUUCUCAUCCCGCCGCCAGUAACCCCAUCCGUAUCAGCACUGACGUAUCCUACUAUGAUAUGGCUCCAUCUCGUCAAUCGAUUCGCAGACUUUGUUCCUUUAAGAGACUUUGUUCUCCAUCCGCGCAAUCCUCGGUUUUUCCCUAUUCUCCACUUUUCUGGAAACAACAUCACUUUGGAUCCUUAUCCAUUGGACGAUGAACUACGGACACUCUCUCGGUCCCCGCUUGAAUCCCUGUUGGAAAAUUCUAUGUUCACUUCCUGUGAUCGCUUAAACUUGGUCCAGUAUCUCCCUGAACUUGGGAUUGUUGUUGCCGCCUCCCAGGCCGGUGGGGUUGCCAUCAUCACUCUUACAUGGCAGGAGGAAAUUGGCCACACCUUUCGCCUAGACUGGCUUCUCCCUUUCCCCACCCAGGAGAGGGACGACGAAUGUCCAACGCCACCUCUUAUGGGUAUUGCUGCAAGCCCCAUGCCUGGAUUUGAGAUGCCGCCGGAUGUCCCUUGCAUUCCUCGGGAUGUCAAUCCCAAAGAUCGGUUGCGGUUCAACCACCGUCUGCUCAACCCAGACAAAGAUGAGCCUUCUGCCGCAACCCCGCCUGAAUGCCGGGCUUCCAGUCCCUCUGACCCAGAUGUUAGCCCUGGAUCUGAUUACCCAAACCUCACCAUUCCGGAAACCCACGCCUAUGCCUCGGACAUCUACCAACCUCAUGAGACUUGGCAUGGCUACCACCCUUCUCGGCAUUACAGGCUGCUUUUGCUAUUCUGUGAUCUCACGGUCAUGAGUUAUGAGUUCUGGCACGACUGGAGAGGUUGA